AUGAAAAAUAGUCAGAAAUUAAGUGCUAAUCAAAAAAUUUAACAAAUUUACAACUAUCAUGACUUACUUGAAAUGGAAUAAAUGUCAAAAGAACUUAAAGAUCAAUUAAUGCUAAUUAUAAACUCUUCUGAUCAAUAGAUUUCUGUCAAAGAUGCACUUGAAACGAUUAAAUCUGAAAACUUUCUAUAAACUCAUAAAGCAGUAAUUUAAUUGAGAAAGACCUUAUCUGUAUUAUUGUUUCAAUAAUUUAAUAAGAAUUUCGAUUAAGCAGAAAUAUUUACUCAUGAACUUGUACCACUGUUAUUUUAUUUAAUCGAAUUUGGAAGUACAUACAUUCUUAAAUUGGAAGCUACAUGUUAAUUUAAUUGUAUAUAUUAGAAAUUAUAUCCAUUUUUGCUGGAGGAAAAAGUGAAAUUUCAAGAACUAUCUUUGAAAAUGGAAUAGUUCGACUAUCUUAAUCAAUAUUACAAAAUACAAAUCCUGAAUUAUCAAUGUUAAUGAUGAUCAUAUUAGGAAAAUUAGCAGGAGAUUCAAUUUAAUACAGAGAUUGUAUUCUUCAAGUAUGUAAUUUGGAUAGAAUUAUAUUAAAAAUGCAACCUAGAUAUGAAGCAACCUAUGUCUGGUGUAUAGCUAAUAUGUGUAUUGGUAGACCAAGUCCAAAAUUUGAAAUAAUUAGACCAGCAUUCAAUAUUUUUAUGAGAGUCAUCAUGUAUGAACCAACUUAAACAAAUAUAAAAAUGAUGAAUGAUGCAAUAUGGGCACUUGGAUACAUGUUAGAUGGAGAACCUACAAGAAUAACAAUACUAAUUGAUUAUGGAAUCGUCAAAAGAUUAAUUGAAUUGAUGCAUCAAUGCAACUUUGUUUCAGUUUUGAGAAUUUUUGAAUGUAUUUUCUAAGGAACACAAGAAUAAAUUCGCUAUCUCUUAGAAUGUGGAUUUCUAUCACAAAUAAGAAAUAUUCUUGAUCCUAAGAGUAGGGAGAAGAGUGGUAAUAUGAUCUAAACCUUUGCAGCAACUGAAACGUUAUUCAAAGUGUUGUCUAAUCAGAAUUUUUUAAUAUCAUUAUUUCAUUCUUUAUCUGAUGAAAAUUCAGAAAUAAGAGGAGAUGCAUUAGAAAUGAUUGUUAAUGCAGUCUAACAUGGAACGAAUGAAGACCUAAAUUAGAUGAUUAAAAAUAAACUCAUUCAAAGUAUUUUAAACAUGCUUAAUUUGGCAUAAGUAAAAGAAAUAUCAUCUCAUCAUCUUAAAAAAGGAUUAGAAAUCCUUAUAAAAAUACUGAGGAAAGGUGAAAUUAGAUCAAAGGACAGAUAAAAAAAUUAGUAUUUUACAGUAUUCAUUGAAAUUGAUGGAAAAGAUGUAAUACAAAAGCUACUAUCCUCUAAUUAGGAUGACGUUGCGAAAUAUGCUUACAUUUUUAAAUAGGAAUUCACCUUAUGA
Messenger RNA from Paramecium sonneborni, 1436 nucleotides. The record is from the annotation of a GenBank genome assembly. NCBI's taxonomy places the organism in Eukaryota, Ciliophora, Oligohymenophorea, Peniculida, Parameciidae.